AAGGGUGAAAUUGAACCCAUUUGUUUUCGACCGUACAAAGGAACGAUGGCGCUCCGGACUUUAGGUUUUCACUUGGGGCGUUUUCAAGGGAUUUACCGCCAGCUACAGACCCCGUCCUGUGGGCUUCCUGUGUUCGGGGUGCGGGGGCUGCCUGUGGUGGGGGUGGGGAGGCGUAAGAGCUCCGGCCCUGUACAGGUGAGUCACCUGGACCACCUGGUGUUGACCGUGAAGAGUGUUCCAGACACCUGCACCUUCUACUCCUCUGUCCUGGGCAUGGAGGUCAUCACCUUUAAGGGUGACCGUAAGGCGCUGUGUUUUGGGCAGCAGAAGUUGAACCUGCACCAGGUGGGUCAGGAGUUUGAACCCAAGGCUCUGAGACCCACUUCAGGAUCAGCUGACCUCUGUCUCAUCACCGCCACCCCCCUGGAUGCUGUAGCUACACACCUAAAGGCGUGUGGUGUUGAGAUAGAGGAGGGUCCGGUGGAGAGGAGUGGAGCGGUGGGCCCCAUCACCUCUCUCUACUUCAGAGACCCAGACCACAACCUGAUAGAGGUCUCCAACUACCACAGACCAACGGAGACCCAGACCACAACCUGAUAGAGGACUACAACUACCACAGACCAACAGAGACCCAGACCACAAC
Molecule: messenger RNA, 643 nt
Organism: Coregonus clupeaformis (lake whitefish)
Lineage: Eukaryota; Metazoa; Chordata; Actinopteri; Salmoniformes; Salmonidae
Product: glyoxalase domain-containing protein 5-like
Exons: 4
Coding region: 46-597 (183 amino acids)
Source: RefSeq, a predicted model, not a curated record